AUGGAUUUGUUGAUGGAUCGAUUUGAUCUUGAAGAGGACCUGGAGAAUCUCAUGAAUGACGUAAACAAGGAGAUUGCUGAUAAGGAGUUUGAGAAAUUAUUUCUCGAGGAGAUGUCACGUGGAUUGCCUGAACUUAGGGGGAUCAAGCAUAAGAUUGACUUCAUUCUGAGAGCGAUCAUUCCAAACCGUCUAGCGUAUAAGACUAAUCCUAGCAAGGCCGAAGAGAUACAAAGGCAAGUUAAUGACCUUCUUGACAAAGGGGCUAUAAACAAGAUAACUAUUAAGUAUAGGCAUCCAAUUCCUAAAUUAGAUCGCAACUUUCACGAAAGAGCCGAUAUUCAUCUCCCGAAUAGCAACAAGGCUGGGAAAGACGUAAAUUAUUGGGCUCCUCCUUCUCCUGACUGGGUAAAGAUAAACGUAGACACUGCCUGCAAAUUAUCAAAUUCAAGAACAGGAAUUGGGGUGGUUUGCCAAAAUGACAAAGGAGAAAUUAUUGUUGCAAUGAUAAGGAAAUUAGAUGUGUUUUAUGAACCUUUGCAAGUUGAGACAUUGGCUAUUCUUGAGGGUUUAUGGCUGACUCAAUGUCUCGACCUCAUAUUUGUGCAGGUGGACUCCGAUUCGCAGAACUCGAUCAACCUCAUAUCGCAGGAGUAUGAUCCUUCUCACCAACCUAAUGUAUGGGUGGAUGACAUUCACAUGUGUGCCAUAAAUUUCAUAGAUAUUCUCUUCAUGCAUAUUCAAAGAUCUUCAAGUAAUGUUACUCAUCGUUUGGCUUCAACUGCAAUUUCGUCAAAUCCAAACAAAAUCUGGAUCUCUAGAUUCCCAAAUUGGCUUACUGUAGAAGCUAGAUGA
Momordica charantia (bitter melon) is the source of this 852-nucleotide messenger RNA. The record is from RefSeq and is a predicted model, not a curated record. Lineage: Eukaryota; Viridiplantae; Streptophyta; Magnoliopsida; Cucurbitales; Cucurbitaceae.